Molecule: messenger RNA, 396 nt
Organism: Sphenostylis stenocarpa
Lineage: Eukaryota; Viridiplantae; Streptophyta; Magnoliopsida; Fabales; Fabaceae
Source: the annotation of a GenBank genome assembly
AUGCCCAGAAUAAAGAAUUUAGCUCAAUGUCCUCCUAUGAAAUCCAACAAGGAAAAGAGGCAAAAAACCUCUAGUCCCCUGCCUGAACGAGCCACGAGUCCCUCACCAGAAAGACCCAAUAGAAACUUAUCCACGGACCUCAAAAGACAGUUGAGGUAUGAAGAGAUCAAGCACUGGGUCUUUAUCACAGAAAGGAAGGUGGAAUUAUAUCCAGGGGAAUUUGAUCCCCUCUUGAUUGGCCUUAUAAGAAGGCAUUGGAACUGGAUAUUAGCUAACCUUCUGCCCAAGUUUGAUCUGGAGAUUGUUAGACAAUUCUAUGCUAAUGCUUAUCCCUCAAAUGACCCUGGAGACAAGCGGUCUAAGGUAAAAGGUGUUAGAAAAAGAGGUUGUGAUUAA